UCAAGCUUUUGUUUAUAAUCAUAUUAGAGAAAAUGUUUUGGUAAUUUUAUAAAUGUAAAAAAAACAAUAAAAACCACGAGAGAGUGAAGGAAGUGUGUGUGAAUAUGAGUAUAAUUGAGGCAAUUACAAAACCAUUGCCACUGGAGCCUUUACGUGAUAACAAAAUCGGAGACAGACGAUUGUGGUUAGGGAAUUUAGAUUCGCGUGUUACCGAGUACCAACUCCUAAAACUUCUCCAAAAACACGGCACGAUCGAGAAGUUUGACCUGCUCUUCCACCGGACGGGACCGUUGGCAGGCCAGCCACGAGGCUACGCCUUCGUGACGUUCACGGCGAGCGGAGAUGCGGUGAAAGCCAAGGACAUCCUGGAUGGCAAGCUGCUGGGCCAGAAGAGGGUGGUCGUGCGAUGGGCCAACUGCGUCAGCAAGGAAGACAUGGAAAAGCCGAAACCAGAAAUCAAUAUUCCUGCAUUGGCUGGGACCCAGACAGAGAAGAAAAUUAGUCGAGUGUCCACCAUCCAGGCCAUCGAGGCCAAGCUGAAGACGAUGGAGCACAGCUUGUCGGACGAGUUCGAAGUGAACAACGUCCCGGCCGGCAUCGUGUACCGUCCGCAGCCCGCCGCAAGGCCGCAGUCAGCGCGGGGGAAGUACGCCUCCAACAAGCCGUACAGCCGGAGGCCCUUCCGCGGGGGCAGAAGAUAAUGAUCUGCACCAUCCCACGAUGCCCUUAUUUAUUGUUUUAUACCUCCCCGUUUCCUAAAUGCUCUGCACGACUGAACUUUCCAGUGCUUGCGCCAGAACUUAAUACCCCUUUACACUUUUGUCGAAACACAGCCGUCGUUUAAGUCACCGUCCGUGCACAUACACACAAUUACCCAAGUAUCGCAAGUAACUGUACUGUGUUUUAUUGGUUGCUUGAUGUAAUGGCACAUGGCACGGAGUACUGCUAUGAAACCAAGGGCGAAAACAGAAUGAGUCAUUGUUUUGUGCUUCUACAUUUUAUGCUGUGCUAGAUUAAACUGCAGAAUUUACUCUAAGCACCACCACACAUUACAAACAAAUAACAUUUUCACAACACUGUAUUAAAUUAGGUAAUUUAUCAUUGUGUCUCUCUAGGUUGGAAUUGUGGCAUAUUUGAGUAUGCUUGCAUGGGAAGGUUGGUAUUGGUGUGGUGAAUGGGAUAAAGAUUGUGCAAACUCGAAGCAAAGUGCGUGGCAGUGUCACAGCGAUAGUGGCCCGUGAAAAAUUACCCAGAAAUAUAGGGUUGUGGUACGUAUGCUAAGAGGGCAUGUACAGAAGGCAAAAACAUGGUUGCAAAUUAGGUUGAAAUGUAUAUUACAGAUGUUUUAUUUUCUUCCCCAAGUACAUAACUUUUCUUGCAGUAUUCCAAAUCAUGUUUUGGGUUUAUACAUACUAUGUUAUGAAAUGUUGUAAUAUAAAACUUGUUUAAUUUGUUAAGGUUGAAAAUUAAUCUUGUAGUGUCUUGAAAAAUUUUAGUACAUUCUAGAAAACCGGGGAAAAUCAGGGAAAUUAAAAUGGUCAGGGAAUACCAGAAAGUCAGGGAGAUUUCUGGAAUUUCUUCUUGCUAAAGUGAAAGUACCACUUUCGUCAACAUUUAGGCAUCUCAAUUAUUUAUAAAUCAAAAACUGAAACAAAUUUGAGAAAAAACACGAUGUGCUAUGAAGUGCAGCAUAAUCAUUGUCAGCAAAUCUGCUAGGGUGUCAUAGAGUGACUUAAAAAUAGCUUUCAAAAUCAGUUAAUUUCAACUUAUUAAAAUAUUUUAAUGUAGCCAACUCAUUCGAAUGGAAAAAGUACUGGUAAAUAACUUGAAUGGUCUGAAAUUAUAUUGAGUAAAAAAAAAAGGCAACUUAGAACUUUUUUAUUUUUUUUAGAAAAUAGGCUCUCCUUUAGAAUUACCAAUUAUUAAUUUCAUUAGGGUGAGUUCUACAUAGUAAAAACAAAUUAUAGUUGCAGUUGAAGUCUGUUGCUAGUGUUUUAUUCUGAGAAAAGAGGUUUUAUCAUGUAAAUAUUAAUUUAUUUUGGUAUGCAUAUGUUUUCAGAUGAAAAUGGCAUGUAAAACCUUCUUUUUUCACUUCAAGUGGGGCCACAGGUCAGGGAAAUUUGUUGAUUCAGGUCUGGAAAACCUGGAAAAAGUCAGCUAAUUUUUUAAUUCCAAGCUUGUAGCAACCAUGUUUCAGCUAGUUUGAACAAUUUUUAAAACUGCCUUGUGGCGGAGAUUUCAUGUUUACAACUGUACAAAAUUUAACUUAUUUCCACUGCUUUAACUGACAACGUAUGUAAUUGGACAGUAGUCUUCUCAGUCAAAUAAAAUGAGUGUUU
Messenger RNA from Bacillus rossius redtenbacheri, 2339 nucleotides. Its product is annotated as probable RNA-binding protein 18. Lineage: Eukaryota; Metazoa; Arthropoda; Insecta; Phasmatodea; Bacillidae. The transcript is spliced from 5 exons. The record is from RefSeq and is a predicted model, not a curated record. Gene Ontology annotation, molecular function: RNA binding. The coding region runs from base 105 to 701 and encodes 198 amino acids.